This is a messenger RNA of Naegleria gruberi, 1596 nucleotides long. RefSeq lists its product as uncharacterized. Lineage: Eukaryota; Heterolobosea; Eutetramitea; Acrasida; Naegleriidae. The record is from RefSeq and is a predicted model, not a curated record. Gene Ontology annotation, cellular component: FACT complex; nucleus. The transcript has a single exon. Bases 1 to 1596 code for a protein of 531 amino acids. Gene Ontology annotation, molecular function: histone binding; nucleosome binding; DNA binding.
AUGUCAAAGGAGUUUUCUCACAUAUUUCUCGGUAGAUCCUUCACUCAAGGUUCUAUUAUUGUUGAUGCAAAGAAUGAAGAAAUGUUUGUUUGGAAAUCUGUUGGGAACGAAUCGAUCAUUUCAGCCGUUAAAAAAAGUGAAAUUUCAUCAAUUGAUUGGUUAUACACACCUAGAGGAUACGAGUUGAGACUUUGGAAAGCUGAUGACGAUUUUGUUAGCUACCUAGGAUUCAAAGAAGCCGAUUAUGAACAGUUGGAAUCACAAAUUGUUCAAGUCCAAGUCGAAAGUGAUAUUCCUUUCAACAAGGUAGAAACUUGUAUGAAGGGUGUUAACUGGGGAAAACCUGUCAUUAAAGGUAGUCAUAUGAUGAUGUACUUUGAAGACAAGGAAUUAUUUUCAAUUUCACUUGCUGAUGAUAUUAAAAAUUGCCAAAAGAUACCAAAGAACUCCGAAUUACUUUUGGAAUUUAGAGAUGAUGAACAUACAGAUAAGAAUUCAAUCCAAUUGACAGAAAUUCGUUUUGUUUGUCCUGAAACAUCCGAACCAGCAGAAGAUCAGGAUGAAGAGGAACAAGAAGAAAAGAAUCUAGCAAUCAAAGAUAUGACAGCAGAUGCUUUACAUGAAAAGAUUUCACAAAAAGCUGAUCUUUCUAAAGAUUUGGGAACACCUGUUGCAUCAUUUUCACAAAUGCCAGUUCUCAUUCCUAGAGGUAAAUACAAUGUUGACUUAUUCAAGAGCCAUCUCAGGCUCUAUGGUAGAACCUAUGUACACAAGAUUACAUACAAACAAAUUUCCACACUCUUCCUUCUUCCAAAACCUGGUGACCAACACAUGUACCUUGUCAUUAGUUUAGAUACACCAUUCAGACAAGGACAAAAAUCACACUUCCACAUUGUAUUCCAAAUUGAAAAACACAAAACAUUGGAUGAACCACUUUCUAUUAAAUUAGAAAAGAAUGAAAUGGGAGAUUUGACUCCUAAGAUGAAUGGAAAGAUCUAUGAAGUUUUUGCUAAAGUUUUGAGAUCACUAACUAAGAAGAAACUUAUCGGAUCUGGUAAAUAUGUUACACAUGGAAAUGAUAAGGCAUUGAAAUGUUCACUUAAGGCCAACGAAGGUCAAUUAUUCUUCCUUGAAAAAUCAGUCUUUUUCUUACACAAACCAGUUAUUUAUAUAAGACAUGAUGAAAUCAAAUUAAUCAAAUUCCUUAGAGCUUCUAGUGGUAAUAGAUUCUUUGAUUUGUCAAUUAUUUUGAAGAAUGGCAAGAGUCACACCUUUUUGAAUAUUGAUCAAAAUGAAAGUGAACUAUUGUCAGAAUUCUUAAAGAGUAAGGACCUCAAAACAGAAAAAGAUAUCAGAGAUGAUAAGAUUAAAAUGGAUCAAAUUAUGGGAGAUGAUGAUGAAGAAGAUGAUGAAGACUUUGUUGGCAAAUCUGAUGAAGAAGACGAAGAUGCCAGUGAUGAAGAUGAAGAUGAUUUGGAGUCAGAAACUGCUGCUCUUCUGAAGGAAGCUGGAUUGGAUGCUAAGGAUGAUGGAACUACAAGAAAACGAAAGAAGUCAUCAGGAGAUUCGGAAAAACCAUCUAAAAAGACUAAAUAA